This is a messenger RNA of Ilex paraguariensis (yerba mate), 1486 nucleotides long. The record is from the annotation of a GenBank genome assembly. NCBI's taxonomy places the organism in Eukaryota, Viridiplantae, Streptophyta, Magnoliopsida, Aquifoliales, Aquifoliaceae.
UAUACGGAUACGGGUAUGAGACAUGUACACUCUCUGUAAUUUUCAUACUGACCGCCACCGCCACGACGUCAAAAUGUCUGUUUUUGGCGACGGUUCGGUGUACGACCUGGAGUUCAGAUCCACCGCAGAUGACGCGUGGUACAGCGCACGAGUGGUGGUAGAAAACGACACGAUGACUGUGAAGCUCUGUGAUUUUCCGGAUUCUGUCGACGAGAAGUUCAAUGCCGCCGAUUUCAAGACUCCGGAGGACGUAGACGAGUUCGUGCAGAGGUUCCGACAGAUAUCGGAGCAGUUACAGGACAGCCAUUGCUCGCGACUCGUCGAAGGCCUGACUGUCUGUGCCUUGUUUAAGUUGAAAGAGGACGAUAUUCGCUUCUACGACGCUGUUGUCGAGGCGGUGCACAAUAGCAAACAUUCAUUUGUGAAUGAAGAAGAGGAGUGCUUGUGCACCUUUGUGCUGUUCUGGCAACAUGGUCCCAAGUGGGGUGAGAUGACACCAGCAAAUAUUGCAGAUAUUUGCCUUAUUGAAUCUAGUGCUUCACUUGAUCCCAGAGUGGCCUCUUUCUCAAGAAUGGCAAAGGAGAAAUUUGAAAUCUGUUCCCGAAAUUCUAGUUCAGUCUCAGAUGGUGGCAUUUCAUUGUCUAAGAUAGGUAAAUGUGAUAAGGAAAAGAUUUGCUCUACCAUCAAACCAAAGUCGAGUUCAUCUCAGUGUAUAAUUCAGGAGGAGAGUGCCGGGCAGUUUGGCAGUUUGGUGGGGAAAGCUGAAGGGAAGGUUCGCAAAAUAUGUCAACAGGAUCAUGAUAGAGAUUUGGGAGGCAAUUAUAUUGACAUGAAUUCUAUUAAAAAUCCGCGAAUUCACUAUUUCAUACUAAUUGAGAACAUAGAGAAAGACUUGUCCCCUUCAUCUAUCAUGGAAUUCAUCCAUAAACAAACUUCUGUCUCACCACUAGCAUACGUUUUCCCAAGUUUGUCAAUGGAGUCCUAUACAAGGGGAGCCAUUGUGUUAGAUUGCAAAAAGGAGCUUUGCAAGAUAAAUGAGUUUUUAAAUAAUCCUGAUCACAUUAUAUUGUCUUCAAGGGGAAGGCCGUGGGUCAUAACUGAAAAAUCAGUAAAGCAUGGAACUUUUAAAAUGGGUCUUGGGGGCUUGAUGCCAAAAUCUCAGCAAAACUCUUCCAGUUAUAAGAAAGCAAAUGAAAUGAAAAAUUGUGGCGAGAAAGAUUUAAGGCCGUGGGUCAUAACUGAAAAAUCAGUAAAGCAUGGAACUUUUAAAAUGGGUCUUGGGGGCUUGAUGCCAAAAUCUCAGUAUGAAAUUCAAAAUACAAACAUUGAGAAUGAAUUAAGGGUCGUUCAUUCAGGAACCGGAGAAUUCAGGACAGCAAAGAGAUUAAGGGACUUAUUUGUGGAGUUUGUGGAUCACCAACAUAGACUUCACAAGAGACUAGCAUUGGAGGAGAGGGAAAUCUUGCAGCAAAGACUUGCAGUUUAG